UCGCGAUUGAGGUAUGACGCAAGCUUCUUUGCUUUCAGUCUGAAAUUGUUGGGAAAACUUCGAGCAUCAGAUCAGAAAAUUUUUGGUUUCAAAUUUGUUCAUCUGGUAUUCCAUUUCUCCAGGAUUUCAACUGAUCAUCGCUUUCUAUUUCAAACGCGGACAUAAUGGCAUCCACAUCGUAUUCUAGAAGACCAUCGAGGGGAACUAUCGCUGAUUAUACACCGAUGACACAACCAUAUGUAUCACCUCUCAUAAUUGCAUGUAUGAACGAAGUUGAAUCACGUGGUUUGAGAAGGAAUUUUUUGUACAGACAGAAUGGCAACUUUGCCAUAGCCAAAGCAGUGGUUAGAGGUUAUCUUAUGACCAGAAGAAUACCCGACUUGAGAAGAGUCGAUAUACACACGGUUACCUUGACUCUGAAGAUAUUUUUGUCUUCAUUGAGCGAGCCACUCAUUACGGAUGAACUCCGGAAUUCUUUCGUUGGCGCGUCUCGCAUAGCUGAAAAAUUAACGAGGGAUGUAACACUCACCGAAUUAUUAAUAUUACUUCCGAAUGCGAAUGGCCAAACUCUCCGCUAUCUUUUAUAUCAUUUACGGUUUGUGACCAGUAUGGCACCGGGAUGCAGUUUUUAUACUCUCGCUUUCGUUUUUGGACCCAUAGUGGUCGGCGGGAGCUCUGAAUAUCUUACUCCACCUGCAUUAUCCAUUCGAAAAGAAGAUCAAAUUCAGGUUUUCAAAAGCUUGUUGGAAAUGGAUCAUUAUUAUAACCACGUUUUCUCUUCAAAGCUCAGGGGAAAUAUUCAUCGACGAUAAUAUACCCCGAUCGUAGUGACCUUCGACAGGAUGAAGAUGUCAUCUCGAUAUGAAAAACAAAAUUAAUAUUCGUAGUCAAUGCUUGAUAAUAAUCCUGAUGAUAAUCCAAUUUUUUGCGGUAUUUCAUGAUGAGAUUUAAAUUUCAUUCAACAUCCUCAUUUCAGUGUCAACUAUUUAUGUUGAAUAAAGACAUUAUAAAUUA
Molecule: messenger RNA, 1014 nt
Organism: Venturia canescens
Lineage: Eukaryota; Metazoa; Arthropoda; Insecta; Hymenoptera; Ichneumonidae
Product: rac GTPase-activating protein 1-like
Exons: 5
Coding region: 165-812 (215 amino acids)
Biological process (GO): Rho protein signal transduction; mitotic cytokinesis; mitotic spindle midzone assembly
Cellular component (GO): midbody; cleavage furrow; nucleus
Molecular function (GO): GTPase activator activity
Source: RefSeq, a predicted model, not a curated record